Peromyscus maniculatus bairdii (prairie deer mouse) is the source of this 2259-nucleotide messenger RNA. It is a transcript of the gene Wif1, whose product is annotated as Wnt inhibitory factor 1. The record is from RefSeq and is a predicted model, not a curated record. Gene Ontology annotation, molecular function: signaling receptor binding. Gene Ontology annotation, biological process: anatomical structure development. Gene Ontology annotation, cellular component: extracellular region; cell surface. Lineage: Eukaryota; Metazoa; Chordata; Mammalia; Rodentia; Cricetidae.
CUUAGGGCUCGCCCGCGGGUGCCAGCCGUGCGUUCCCGCGGUUCCUCCUCCCUCCAGCGUGCGAUCCUCUAGCUGCUGGCACUGCGGGACGUGCUGGCACCGCCAGCUUGGCCAGCAUCGUGUCUCUGCGGACCUCUCUCCCUCCAGGGGCCCCCUCCUUCGGUGUGGCCGCGCAUCCACUCCCUCCUUGCUCCCUCCUCUCCAGCUCUCCCAGGCUCACUCGCACCGGAGACCGGAGUCGGCAAGCAGCCCUAUCCGUUUUAAGUGGGAACCGCUCCAGCCCCCGCCAGCUGCAGCCAACGCCCCCACCCCCCACCCCAAAACUUCACAAACGCAGGUUGGGUCGCUGCGGCAGGAGUUGCACCACCAGAGAGAAGGUCCUGAGCAGCAGCAUGGCCCGGAGAAGUGCUGUCCCAGCUUUCGCGCUCCGGCUCUGGAGCAUCCUACCUUGCCUGCUGCUCCUGCGAGCAGAUGCCGGGCAGCCAGAGGAGAGCUUGUACCUGUGGAUCGACGCCCAUCAAGCGAGGGUGCUCAUAGGGUUUGAAGAGGAUAUUCUGAUUGUCUCAGAGGGGAAAAUGGCCCCCUUCACACAUGAUUUCAGGAAAGCCCAACAAAGAAUGCCAGCCAUUCCCGUCAAUAUCCACUCCAUGAAUUUUACCUGGCAAGCUGCGGGGCAGGCUGAAUACUUCUAUGAGUUCCUGUCUCUUCGCUCCCUGGAUAAAGGCAUCAUGGCAGACCCAACUGUCAAUGUCCCUCUGCUGGGAACAGUGCCUCACAAGGCAUCAGUUGUUCAAGUUGGCUUCCCGUGUCUCGGCAAACAGGACGGCGUGGCCGCAUUUGAGGUGAAUGUGAUCGUCAUGAACUCUGAAGGCAACACCAUCCUUCAGACCCCUCAAAAUGCCAUCUUCUUUAAGACUUGUCAGCAAGCCGAGUGUCCCGGAGGGUGUCGAAAUGGAGGCUUCUGUAACGAAAGGCGGGUCUGUGAGUGUCCUGAUGGGUUCUACGGGCCUCACUGUGAGAAAGCUCUCUGCGUACCUCGAUGUAUGAACGGCGGACUCUGUGUCACCCCUGGGUUUUGUAUCUGCCCGCCUGGAUUCUAUGGCGUCAACUGCGAUAAAGCGAACUGCUCAACUACCUGCUUUAAUGGCGGCACCUGCUUUUACCCCGGCAAAUGCAUUUGCCCUCCAGGACUCCAGGGAGAGCAGUGUGAAAUGAGCAAAUGCCCACAACCCUGCCGAAAUGGAGGUAAAUGCAUUGGUAAAAGCAAAUGUAAGUGUCCCAAGGGUUACCAAGGAGACCUCUGUUCUAAGCCGGUCUGCGAGCCUGGCUGCGGCGCUCACGGGACCUGCCACGAACCCAACAAAUGCCAAUGUCGAGAAGGCUGGCACGGGAGACACUGUAAUAAAAGGUACGGAGCCAGCCUCAUGCAUGCCCCGAGGCCAGCAGGCGCCAGGCAGGAGCAGCGCACGCCCUCACUUAAAAAGGCCGAGGCGCGGCGGGAUCCACCUGAAUCCAAUUACAUCUGGUGAACUCCACCAGCUGAAACGGUUCGCGUUACACCAAGUUCAUAGCCUUUGUUAACCUUUCAUGUGUCGAAUGUUCAAAUGAUGUUCAUUACACUUUAGAAUACUGGCCUGAAUUUUAUUAGCUUUGUCUUAAAUCACUGGGCUGAUAUUUACUCUUUCUUUUAGGUUUUCUAAGUAUGUCUAGCAUGAUGGUAUAGAUUUUCCUCUUUCAGUCCUUUGGAACAGAUCUUACAUCAGUUGGUCAGGUUAAAAAUUUGUCUUUUUGGUGUGUAGUUGGCAGAUAUUUGCAAAAUUCCAACACAUUUGUGCUAUUAGGGUGGGGAAGACUAGAGGCUGAACUGAGUAUGAUACAUAAAUCACAAGGGUUUAGAUAAAGCAGUUAAUAGUGUUGAAGCUACAGGAUUUCAAAUUUUAUUGUCAAAUAUCUGAACAUUUGUCUAACUAAUAUUUCAAUUGCCCUCCCUGACUUGAGGUGCAUACAAUAUUAUUUCACCCUUACUAUUAUUCUAGACAGUUUAGUUUUGAGGGGGAACAAAGUCAAAAAAUUUACACUGUGUUAGUGGCAUUGAGACAAUAUAAUAUAUUGUAAACACAACGAAAUAAGGAAUAUAAUGUAUGAAGUCUUUUCAUUGGAUGGAAGCAAUAUAAUAUAUUGUAAAUGAAACACAGCUCUUACGUAAUAAACAUUUUAUAACUGUUUGUAUGUAUAAAAAAAGGUGCAGCGUUUAUUUUC